Messenger RNA from Phoenix dactylifera (date palm), 1635 nucleotides. NCBI's taxonomy places the organism in Eukaryota, Viridiplantae, Streptophyta, Magnoliopsida, Arecales, Arecaceae. The record is from RefSeq and is a predicted model, not a curated record.
GUUUGCUGUGCUAUUGUGUUAUUGUCGGCAUGGGAAUUUUUAUUUCAUAGUGCUGCAAUUGUUAUAAUUUUUCAUUAUCUGCUUUGCUUUUCCUAGCUGAUACAUCUCUGCAGUCUUCCAAAAUGAUUUGAUAUAUUAGUCCACAGUUAAAGUCAGGAAUUGCGAUGUACAUUCAGAUGGGUUUGUCUUCAUGGUUAUCUUCAUCUGAUUAUGCUGCAUAAUGAUUCUUCCACAGUAAUUCCAGGUUGGAAGCUCACACACGGCUGUUAUAAGAACUGGGAGGCAAGCUGGGGAAGAAGUUUUCUUGAUUGCACUUCUGGAAAAGAAAAAGCUCUUUGCCUUCACACAAGUUGUUGGCAUUCACUGCUCGUUUGCUUGAGGUUCUUUGAAACAGCUGAUAAUGUUGAAAAUAAAAACUCCAAGAACACAUCGUGCUCAACGGGCACUUGAAAAGCGCGCCCCUAAACUCGUUGAGAAUGGCAAGAAAACACUCAUUCUUCAUGGUACCAAGACCAGCAACUUACUGAACUCUGUGUUAACUCAGAUUUAUCAUUUAAAACGAGAUAGUGCUGUAAACUACACCAAGAAAAAUGAAAACAUCAGACCUUUUGAAAGUGGUGGCGAAACAUCUUUGGAAUUUUUCUCUCUCAAAACUGACUGCAGUCUCUUUGUGUUUGGUUCUCAUUCAAAGAAAAGACCCAAUAAUCUAGUUCUUGGGCGGAUGUAUGAUCAUCACGUUUAUGAUCUUGUUGAAGUAGGAGUGGAGAACUUCAGACCCAUUGAGUCCUUCGAGUAUGACAAGAAAAUAACACCACGUAUUGGGUCAAAACCUUUCUUUGCUUUUAUAGGAGAAGGCUUUGAGAGUGUUGAAGAGUUAAAACACCUGAAGGAAGUAUUGCUUGAUCUUUUUGGAGGAGAGGUUGUGGAAAAUUUGAACCUUGGUGGUAUAGACCGCGUAUUUGUAUGCACAGCCACCUCGUCGACUACAAUCCUCUUUAUGCAUUGUGCUCUCCGCCUAAAAAGGUCAGGCACAUCUCUUCCUAGAAUGGAGUUGGUAGAAGUUGGGCCAUCCAUGGACUUGGUAGUUCGGCGUCACAGUCUUCCCAAUGACAGCUUAAAGAAAGAAGCAAUGAAAACUGCUUCCGAUCAGCCUAAGAAGAAGAUCAAAAAUGUGAGCAGCGACAUUGUGCAAGGAAAGAUAGGGAAAAUCUACAUUCCGGAUCAACAGGUUGGAAAUAUGCCUUUAUCUAAUGACAUAAGGGGACUGAAGAGGGAGCGGCGUGAAGCCAAGAAAAACAAGGUUAAUGGAGAGGAUCAAUCAAAGAAAAGAAAGAUGGACCCUCAAUAAUCCUCAGAGGUGGCUCCCUCUCACACUACUGGCCUUGUGAGACACUGCAAUAUAUGCGAAGAAAUUGUGCAUUGGCGCUGAAUUCCAGAUAAACAUUACCCCUGAUUAUGCAUGACCUUCCAAGUUAUCAAAGCGAAAGCAAUCGGAAUUUCUGGAAGAUGAGGCAAUGGAAAUUUUGACUUUUAGUUAUUGCUGAAUUGAUUUUGACAUUAGCAUCGGAAUUGGAUGCCUGUAGGUAUUUCAAGAAAGCAUAUGCUGGAUGGAAUUAAUAUGAAAGUUGCAGUUCA